Molecule: messenger RNA, 357 nt
Organism: Adineta steineri
Lineage: Eukaryota; Metazoa; Rotifera; Eurotatoria; Adinetida; Adinetidae
Source: the annotation of a GenBank genome assembly
AUGAACAGUACGUGCCUGAUUCUUGUGCUAUUUUUCGCAUUGGUGUCAUGUACAUUGUCAUCCUAUCUUGAUAUUCCUCCACCACCUGAACGACCAACACGUUUUAAAACCAAAGAACAAAUUGAAAAUUAUCUUAAAGCUGUUAAAGAUUAUUAUGAUGCAUUUAAAAUAAAACUUGUUCGUCGAGAAGAUACACCUUCGGAUCUUUAUACAAAUUUCGACAAAUCGAUGAAUGAUGAUGAUAUUGAAGAAUUCAAUGAUCAACUACAUAUAUUUAAAAAAUUAUAUAAUAAUUAUAAACAAAAUCAACCAUCAAGACAUAUGUUUAGACAACGUGAAGAAAAUAAUGUUACAUAG